UCGCGUUUUCCACCGUCAGUCGAUCUCACGCCGCGAGCUUCGGCGGGCCGUCUUAACUGAUAGUGGCCGAGCCGAACCCCCGAUCCCGUGUUUACCCGCCGAUAUUUGACCACGCGCGGUUGUUUACGAUCCUCGCUCCUAGUUUUUUUUCCAUUUUUGGGGAGGAAAAAUAUGCCCUAGUCGUCCACCGAGCUGAAAUUGAGUGUCGAUUGUUGAGUCUAACCGUGUUUCGGCCCACGUGUGUGAAGUCUCAGUUACGAAAAGGAAGCUCUGCGAGAAAUUUUCCAGGAUUAAAUCGGAGGAGUCGGCCUUCUCAUUUUUGUUUCUUUCCAAGUGACCAGGGAAUCUACCUUUCGUGCAGUCAGUCGAUUGAAGUUGAGAUAUCAAGGAGAAUUUUACCACGAUGACGACUGACAUGAAUUUCGGCGCAAAGCCGGAAUCGAGGAAAGCCAUCCUAAUACAGAUCAUCAGCAGUGUGAUAGCCUCUUCGACUUUACUGUCGUCUGGGAUGAGCUUAGGCUUUUCGGGAGUAGCCUUACCUCAUAUGGAGGCACCCGACAGUUUAGUCAAGGUCGGUCCGCAAGAAGCCUCAUGGAUAGCAAGUUUGGCGAAUCUGGCGACCCCGGUGGGGUGUCUGCUGGUGGGUCCGUUGCUGGACCGGCUGGGUCGGAAGAACACGAUGAUUUUCGUGGGAGUCCCCGCGGUCUGCGGGUGGCUCCUCAUCGCGGUGGAGCCGUCCCUGCCGCGCGUCUACCUGGGCCGACUCCUCACCGGCCUGGCCACCGGGCUCUCCAGCAUCCCCAGCACUGUCUACACCUCCGAGAUCACCUCCAACGCCAUGCGCGGCAUCCUCGUCACCUGCUCCUCCAUCUCCAUCGCCGUCGGCAUCCUCACCGAGUACUGCCUCGGCUGGUGGUUCCAGAGGCAUUGGCACUGCGUGGCCCUGGUGAGCGGGGUGAUCUCGAUCUUGGUCUCCGGUCUGGUGCUGAUCGGGAUCCCGGAGUCUCCGGUGUGGCUCGUGAGUCGCGGGCAGAACCAGGAGGCCUCCAAGGCGUUGUGCACCCUCCGCGGAACCAAGUCCAAGAACAAAAUCGAGAAGGAGCUCAAUCAGAUCAUCGAAAAUUGCAGGGCCUACCGCGGGCGCAGCACCAGCAUAGCUCGCUCCAUAUCCGGGCUCGCCCUGCCACAGGCCUACAAACCCCUCAUCAUCAUGAACACCUACUUCCUAUUCCAACAGGUGUCCGGGCUCUUCGUCAUCGUCUUCUAUGCGGUUGACGUCAUAAAAAUCGCGGGUGUGACGGCCGACGCCUACCUGAUCGCGGUGCUGAUCGCCUUCCUGAGGCUGGUCACCAUCAUCGUCUCGGUGUGGGUGAACAAGGCGUUCGGGCGUCGCUUCGCCUCCAUCAUCUCCGGCGUGGGCAUCACGCUGAGCAUGUUCGCCCUCGUCGGCUACUGCUACUUCGUCCCCGGCGCUGCCGCCCCCACCCCCGUCCUCGUCAACUCCACCACGACGACGACCGCGAUUCCACAAGCCCUCGUCGGCUCCACGGACGCCCCCAUCCCGAUGUCCAACUUCUCCCUCGUCGAGAAUGUGACGGUCGUCAUGAGCGAGAGCUUCCAGGGAGUCCAUGGUCUCUCCUGGAUCCCGAUCGCCGCCCUCUUCGUCCACAUCGUCUUCGGGACCAUCGGCUUCCUCACCGUGCCCUGGUGCAUGAUCGGGGAGGUCUUCCCGGCCCAAGUCAGAGGGGUUGCUUGCAGUAUCACUUCCUGUUUUGCAUACCUGUCUAGUUUCGUAGUCAUAAAGUUGUACAAAAGUAUGCUGAUGAGCAUGGGUACAGUGGGAAUCUUUACGUUUUACGGAAUCAUGUCUCUUUUAGGGACACUAUUCGUGAUGAUCUACCUUCCUGAAACGAAGGGAAAAUCCUUCGAAGCCAUUGAAAAGCAUUUCGCCAACGGAAGUGGCGUCCCAGCAAGUCCAGAAGAGGUAUCUUUACAAACGAAAAAUUCGAAGCAACCUAUCAUAAGACCAAGCAGGCCAAAUUAAGAUUACGGUCGCAAAAUCGCCCUACAAGCAACUAUGUGAUUCAAAAGAAGACUACUUUUUUAAUUAGAACGUACUAUUUAAGUGCUUUUUCACUUGUAAUAAUAAUUAAGUCCGUAGGUACGUUAAAUAUAUUUAAGUUUUAUAAAUUGUC
Messenger RNA from Bemisia tabaci, 2195 nucleotides. RefSeq names its product facilitated trehalose transporter Tret1. NCBI's taxonomy places the organism in Eukaryota, Metazoa, Arthropoda, Insecta, Hemiptera, Aleyrodidae. The record is from RefSeq and is a predicted model, not a curated record. Gene Ontology annotation, molecular function: transmembrane transporter activity. Gene Ontology annotation, cellular component: membrane. Gene Ontology annotation, biological process: transmembrane transport.